This is a messenger RNA of Brassica napus (rape), 1099 nucleotides long. RefSeq names its product nucleolin 1. NCBI's taxonomy places the organism in Eukaryota, Viridiplantae, Streptophyta, Magnoliopsida, Brassicales, Brassicaceae. The transcript is spliced from 5 exons. Bases 112 to 966 code for a protein of 284 amino acids. The record is from RefSeq and is a predicted model, not a curated record. Gene Ontology annotation, molecular function: RNA binding.
UAAAUCACUAACCAAAAAAAAAAACAAGUAUAAAGUCCCUGAAAGUUUGAGUCAGAAAAUAAGAUAUUCUUCCUAAAAUCCCUAGAGACAAAAGCAUCGAUCUUAUCGUCCAUGGAAGGAUCUCCUCUCGCCAAUUUUGUCAAGGAGUCGAUGGAGAGAUCCAGAUCCUCUCCUCGGGUUUCUGCUCCGUACACGUGGAAGAGGCCGUUCUCCGCUGAUGCACAUCUAGAGGUCGUGAAGUCGUACUAUGAUUACGUCAAAAGCAGGAUAAGGAUCGGUGUUGAAGGGUACGACACUUCCCUUCAACCCAUUGAACUCUACCGGGCUUUGGAGAGUCUUUUCAAGGCAUGUGGAGAAUUCCACAACAUCCAGAUUCGCAGCGAUCCAGUAACAAAUGAGCUCCAGAGGUCGUGCAUUGUUAUCCUGCGUGGAGAAGGCGCAGGAGACAAAGCCUUGCAACUCGAUGGAAGUGAUAUUGGAGGAAAGAAGAUUGUCGUUACGAGUUUGCCUCCAGGACUCAGUGACCUCAGCACUGGGUUGAGUACUGAUGUACUCGCUGCUAGGCACGUUGCACAUGAUCAAAGAAACCGUUUUUUUUACUCUUGCAGUAGCGAAGGCGUAUCCGUGACUGGAUAUGCCACUUCUCUUCCUAGAGAUGAUAUCAAGAAUGCUUUGAGUAACCAUUUCUCCACAUGUGGCGAGAUUACCGAUGUUUUCCUUCUCAACAGCCGUGCCCUCGUCUAUUUCUACGGACUAGGCUCCAACCACCGUGCGGUUCAGCUGUCUGGAACUGACCUAGGAGGCUGCACACUGGUGGUCAAGGCCUUGCCCUAUCCAAAGCCCAAAGAACCCGCUGGAGCUAGUGGCUGGACCCGUUUGCGUUACCGUUUUAGGUUGGCUACUCUCGCAAAGACAAGGGGGGGAACAAACACAUCAGAUGUGAGAGGAAUUCGGGUUUUUAUUUAAUGAAUUUCGGCUUGUUUAUUUGUUCGGUUUAGUAUAUGUUUAAUUACUACCAAAAAAACUUAUAUUUCGGAUAUGUUUAAUUACUACAAAAAAACUUAUAUUUCGGGUAUUGUUUAAUUACUACUUGAUUUCA